GUCAAAAAAAAAACUCAUUUGAGUUGCCUUUUACAAAAAUGGAAAGUGAAGAUAAUUCCAGACCAGCUGAAGAGCAACCUAUUAAUAUUUCACAAAGGCAUGUUAAACCUUUUAACCUCUUUUAG
Messenger RNA from Cetraspora pellucida, 125 nucleotides. Lineage: Eukaryota; Fungi; Glomeromycota; Glomeromycetes; Diversisporales; Gigasporaceae. The record is from the annotation of a GenBank genome assembly.